Messenger RNA from Acanthopagrus latus (yellowfin seabream), 3572 nucleotides. RefSeq names its product sprT-like domain-containing protein Spartan (gene sprtn). Gene Ontology annotation, molecular function: metalloendopeptidase activity; single-stranded DNA binding; polyubiquitin modification-dependent protein binding. The record is from RefSeq and is a predicted model, not a curated record. NCBI's taxonomy places the organism in Eukaryota, Metazoa, Chordata, Actinopteri, Spariformes, Sparidae. Gene Ontology annotation, biological process: DNA repair. Gene Ontology annotation, cellular component: nucleus. The transcript is spliced from 5 exons. The coding region runs from base 312 to 2165 and encodes 617 amino acids.
CCAUAACGGAUGUUUUUUUGUUUGUACCGAGACACACUUGACACUAAAGUGUUGGCGCUAGCUUUGGACUGACAGUUAGCGUUAACAACUAACACCCUGUGUCCAACAUGAAGAUAUGGACGUUUCUGCUGAAAUCAUGACACAAAAAUGACAAUGUCGUUGCUCCGGUGAUUCUGUCGCUUUUAGCACUCAACAAUUUAGCUUUGCGUCAGCUAGUUAGCGUCAGCAGGCUGACAUAAACGUUAACAGAAGCUACGUGGCUAACGUUAGCUACCUCAGCCUCCAUCACCCUCUCCACUGACUGUGCUGUGAUGGAUGAUGACUUUCUGCUCGCCAUACAGCUACAGGAGCAGUUUAACAGCGAAUACGAGACGUCUUUAUUCUCUUCAAACGGAUUUGAGGACGACGGCCUCGGACAGAGCAGCAAGAAAAGGAAAGUGGGGGUAGCUGGAGGUGGCAGUGAUGUUGUCCCCUACUGGAAGCCGACUGCCCGGCCCGAGAGGCCGCUGUCCAUCGUGGACGAGUCCUGGGAGACACUGGACCCCAAUCCUGAUGUCAGAUCCAUGUUCCUGGAGUUCAACGACACGUUCUUCUGGGGGAAGCUCAGCGGCGUGGAGGUGAAGUGGAGCCCAAGAAUGACACUGUGUGCCGGUGUGUGUUCCUACGAGGGCCGAGGUGGACUGUGUUCCAUCAGGCUCAGUGAGCCUCUGCUGAAGCUGAGACCAAGAAGAGACCUGGUGCAGACCCUCCUUCACGAGAUGAUCCACGCGCUGCUGUUCGUGACCCAGAACAACAGGGACCGCGACGGACACGGCCCUGAGUUCUGCAAGCACAUGAACCGGAUCAACCAGGCCACUGGGACCAAGAUCACUGUCUACCACAGUUUCCAUGACGAGGUCGAUGUGUACCGGCAGCACUGGUGGAAGUGCAACGGGCCCUGCCAGAACCAAAGGCCCUACUUUGGCUUUGUGAAGAGGGCCAUGAACCGGGCUCCGUCUGCUCUGGAUCCCUGGUGGGAGGCUCACAGGAGGUCGUGUGGGGGGACCUACACCAAGGUGAAGGAGCCCGAAGGAUACGGGAAAAAAGGCAAGAAGGAUGGUAAAAAGGACGGGAAGACCUCAGAGAAGAAGGCCCCGGGAAGUGGAAAGGCUUCGAGUACAACUACAGGUUCUGGAUCACAGGACAUACGGAACAUCAUCCCAUUUGCUGGCAAAGGCUUUGUACUCGGAGGGAAGUCCCAGUCCUCUGCGUCUUCCUCCCCAUCUCAAAAACCUGUCGUGAGAUCACCCUCGUCCAGCCCCGUCUCCCCUCAGAAGACACUGUUCCCCCCCUGCUCUCCAGCUGAAAGUCUCAGUCCUCCUGUUCUUUCUACCCAGGGUAGCAGAGGAUUCUCUAACGCCUUCCCUCCUGUCAGACCUACCACCUCCACGGGGCAGAGGCCUCCUGUAAAAAGGUCUGUCGGUAACACGAGGGUUUUCACCAACAUCAACGGGUCGCCAGUGAGAAUCCCCAAACCCCACAAGGGUGGAAGCAGUAGCCAAGACACAAAAAUCAAACAGCGGUCCAUCGGAGAACUGUUCGGCAGCCCAAGCCCCAGGAAGUCAGAGAGUCAGUCCUCCCCCUCAAACACAGGGACUACAAGAGAUUCACCAAACAGUGCAACGGGUGCUUCCUCCUCUUCUUCCUUUGUACCUAAACAACUGAGCAACCACCCAGCUUCCUCCAGUAAGUUUUCAUCCAUAGUUUCAUCUGGAACCAAAGGCAGCCCCGUUAAACCGGCGCAGUCCAAGUAUUUCACUCAUUCUAACGGUGACAGCACGGCAGGAGCUGCCGGCGGAGGUCAGGCAUCGAGGAAGAGGCCGUGGGACGAGCGCAGCAGCUCGGCCGCCAUCUUCAACUUCUUCCAGAAGACCUUAGCCAGCGAUUCAGCAGCCUCGAGGGAGUCUGCGAAUACGAACUCACCUGCAAUGCACCAAAGAACUGCCGCCGCCUCCUCCUCCUCAGGCUCCUCCGCUUCCUCCAUCCGUUCCUCUGCAGGACUGCACACCGCCACCCCCUCCUCUUCCUCGUCUUCCUCCCCCGCGCUGAUGGUCAGCUGUCCUGUGUGCCAAGCGAAGGUGCAGGAGUCAGAGAUCAAUGCGCAUCUUGACUCGUGCCUCUCCUGAGCGAGGAGCAGCAGACGUGUGCAGUAAAGGGGAUGUUGCAAUAACACCAAGAAGUUUCAGGGAGUUUGUGGGUCUGAGUUGUGUGUUUGAACUUUAAGAUUUUGGAUAGUUAGUGAGAUGAUUUCACUUUUGAUUUGAGGAGGAUCAGAUAGAGUUUGAUGACCAGACUGGUUGGUUUUCAGUAUUUUAACUUCGAUGUAAUAAUCAGCCUUUCACACAGAAGUGCCUGUCAGGCAGUUUGUGCCUUACUGUAACAACAUGGUUCAGCAGAGGAAGAGAAGUAAGUUGGUCGACUUUUAUUUACCGAAUAAGGUCAUUUUCACCAGGCAGAAGAAUUAAACAAAAUUCUAGUAAAUGUUGACAAACUGUUCCAGUAACAGUUUGUGUAUUUUACCAGAACAGGAAGUGUUUAAAGGACGGCAUUCCCAUACGUCUUCCUAUCACACUGCUCAGUCCUGUGAAACAUCUCACCAUGUGUUUCACUGAAGGGCUAUUCUAGGACUUUGCUGAGAGUUAAAGGGUAAUUUUGGUAUUUUUAAAACCCGGGCUCCAUUUUCUUUACAUAGUUCUGGGUCUGAUUGACCACCAGGUACAGAAAACUUUUGGAAUCAGUCUAUUAGAUCGCCUCAGACGCAGCCGCGAAACGUUCUGCACGUCGGACCAAGUUUACUGACGGUGCUUGUUUUGUUCCACUCAGAUUCUUAUUUCCUGCUGCCUGACAUCAUUAUGGAGCAGAAUCCACUGACAGAAACAAAAAUGUUACCUCGUAGGAUGCAGGGGUUGCUGGUGAAGCCCGACCACUGUUAGUCUGACACAGAUACGUCAGUAUUGGAGUAUAUGUCUGUGCUGAUAUGAAAGCUCUUCUGUAUUAGAGAUUGUAAUGCAGAAGAAUUUGCUCAAGGUGAUAUGUAAAAAAAAAAAAAAAAAGAAGAAGGAUAAAAAAAAAAGGGCUUUGUUUAAAAACACCAGAAUUCCCCUUUAAGUCAGACUCGAUCAGCAUGCUGUGAGAGCAGACCGAUCGUGUUUUAAAUCCAGAAGCUGCUGCGUUAUGAGUACAGGCGGGUUAUUUUCGGGGCCGGGUUCCCGUAGAUCGAUGCGCCCUUCAGACAGUGGGAGACGCUGCAGUCUGACCUCUGCUGAUCUGCAGGCCUCAGGUUUCACAGCCGCCAGCUAUUUAUUGUUUUUUGCACGUCGUCACACUCGCGCUGCAGCCAUCUGCAGGGCCGGGGAGUGCACGGGGAUCUGAUCGAGCUUUCCUCGGUCAGAUCUACGGGAGAACAACUGAGGUCGCGUUCAACAACAUGAGAAUUUCACAUGUAAAUGUUCGACUUUUAUAUGUUUGUGUUUGUUUUAAAGGAAACUGUUCAAUGUUUUUAGGGUCUCAAAUAAAAUGUUUUUACUGUUCUA